Molecule: messenger RNA, 1626 nt
Organism: Adineta steineri
Lineage: Eukaryota; Metazoa; Rotifera; Eurotatoria; Adinetida; Adinetidae
Source: the annotation of a GenBank genome assembly
AUGGCAUCUUCUACGAUUCAACAAAUUCUUACAAUUCGAGAUGAAUCUAUUCCUAAGAAUAGUUUACUUGGAGAUUUAACUCCUGAUUCAUCAAUUCUUGAUGUAAGUGAAAUUCCAUGUCAAUGCGGUCUUUUAUCAAAGGAAGAAAUUAAUAUCACCGAAAAUUAUACAUCUUGUCAACUUGUUACUUUAUUGGCUAAUGGACAAUUGACAGCUGAACAAGUAAUUAAAGCUUAUCUUAAACGUGCUGGUAUUGCUCAUCAAUUAACUAAUUGUGCAACAGAAUUUCUUGGUGAUGAAGCUAUUAAUCGAGCUAAAUAUUUAGAUGAAGAAUUUAAAAAACGUGGGCAACCAAUAGGGGCACUUCACGGUUUACCGAUCUCUGUUAAAGAUUAUAUACCAAUGCGUGGACGACGAACUAGUGCAGGUUAUAUGACAUGGAUGAACAGAAUUGCUGAAGAUGAUGCUCUUGUUUUAAAGAUUCUUUAUGAAGCUGGUGCAAUAUUUUAUGUUCGUACUGCUCAACCACAAAGUCUUAUGCAUUUAGAAUGUGAUAAUCCUAUUUAUGGAAAAACUGUCAAUCCAUUUAAUCGAAAUUUAACUUGUGGUGGAAGUAGUGGUGGUGAAGGUCCGUUAAUUAGUUUGAAAGGUAGUCCUAUGGGUGUUGGAACUGAUAUUGGUGGCAGUGUGCGAUCCCCAGCUGCCAAUAAUGGAAUAUAUGGUUUAAGGCCGACUACUUUUCGAAUACCAAAACAAGGUAUAAUGGGAAUACAAUCAGGAAGAGAAAGUAUUCUUGGUGUAGUUGGUCCACUUGCACGAGGAAGAGAAGAUAUUAAUCUAUUUAUGAAAACAAUACUCGAUGCUGAACCAUGGCUGAAAGAACCAUCGCUUGUUCCUAUUCCUUGGCGAUUAAUUUCAUUAAAUUCAAUUAAUUUAACAGUUGCAGUCAUGUGGGAUGAUAAUGUUGUACAUCCACAUCCACCUAUAAUUCGAGCUCUUCGUGAAACAAUUGAACAUUUAAAAAAAGCUGGAAUUCGAGUAAUUGAUUGGGAACCAAUUGAUCAUCAAAAAGGAUGGGAUUUAAUAAGUGCACUCUUCUAUUGUAAUGGUGCCGAAGAAGAACGAAAUCUAAUAGCAGAGACAAAUGAGCAAUUAUUACCUUUAACAGAAUGGAUUUUUAAUCAACCAAAUGUAAAGAAAAGAAAUUGGACAGAAAUGAAUGGAUUAAUUUCAGAAAGAGAAACCUAUCGUACUCAAUAUGCAAAAAUAUGGAAUGAACGAGAAAAAUCUUUGAAUUGUUCAAUCGAUUGUCUUCUUACACCGGUCGGUCCAUCUGCAGCUCCUCAACAUGGUACAGCAAAAUGGUGGGGUUAUACUUCUAUAUGGAAUCUUCUUGAUUAUCCAGCUGCUGUUUUUCCUGUUACAACUGUUGAUCUUGUUAGAGAUCAAAUAGAAGUUGAUUAUAAACCUAGAAACUCAUUAGAUAAGGAAAAUUAUGAAUUAUAUACAUCACCACAAGCUUAUGCUAAUGCACCAAUUGGAUUACAAGUGAUCUGUCGACGAUAUAAUGAUGAAAAAGUAAUGAAAUGUGUUGAAAUAAUUGAACAAGCAAUGGGUAGAGAAUAA